Aquila chrysaetos chrysaetos is the source of this 1654-nucleotide messenger RNA. RefSeq names its product transcription factor SOX-17-like. The transcript is spliced from 2 exons. Gene Ontology annotation, molecular function: DNA-binding transcription activator activity, RNA polymerase II-specific; RNA polymerase II cis-regulatory region sequence-specific DNA binding. NCBI's taxonomy places the organism in Eukaryota, Metazoa, Chordata, Aves, Accipitriformes, Accipitridae. The record is from RefSeq and is a predicted model, not a curated record. The coding region runs from base 63 to 1286 and encodes 407 amino acids. Gene Ontology annotation, biological process: angiogenesis; heart development; anatomical structure morphogenesis.
CCGAGCGCCGAGCCCGUCCCGCGGCCCCGCCGGAGCUCUCGGCCUCGGCGGCGCGUCCCGAGAUGAGCAGCCCCGAUGCGGGCUACGCCAGCAGCGACGACCAGGCGCAGGGGCGGUGCUCGCUGCCCAUCAUGAUGCCGGCCGUGGGCCCCUGCCCGUGGGCAGAGUCGCUGAGCCCGCUGGGCGAGGCGAAGGCGAAGGGCGAGGCGGCGCCGUCGGGGGCGGCGGGCGGCCGGAGCAAGAGCGAGGCGCGGAUCCGGCGGCCCAUGAACGCCUUCAUGGUGUGGGCGAAGGACGAGCGCAAGCGGCUGGCGCAGCAGAACCCGGACCUGCACAACGCCGAGCUCAGCAAGAUGCUGGGUAAAUCGUGGAAGGCGCUGUCGCUGGCGGAGAAGCGUCCGUUCGUGGAGGAGGCGGAGCGGCUGCGGGUGCAGCACAUGCAGGACCACCCCAACUACAAGUACCGGCCGCGGCGGCGGAAGCAGGUGAAGCGCCUGAAGCGGGUGGAGAGCGGCUUCCUGCAGCACGGCCUGGCGGAGGCGGCGGGGCCCGGGCUGGGCAGCGAGGCCGCCGGCGGCGGCGGCGGCAGGAUGUGCGUGGAGGGCCUGGGCCUGCCCUACGCCGAGCAGGGCUACGCGGCGGGCGCGGGCCACUACCGGGACUGUCCGCCGCUGGGCGCCGCCUUCGACGGCUACAGCCUGCCGACGCCGGACCCGUCGCCGCUGGACGCGGCGGAGAGCGAGGCGGCCUUCUUCGCGGCGGGGCUGCAGGAGGAGUGCGCGCUGGUGCCCUACGGCUACGCCCCGCACCCGGCGGCCGAGUACGCGCCGGCGGCGGCCGAGAGCCCGGCGGGCGCCGCGCUGCGCCGGCACCUGCCGCCCGGCGAGGCGCUGGGGCCGGGCGGCUCGCUGCAGGGGCUGCUGGGCUGCCCGGCGCCGCUGCACGCCUACUACGGGCAGGCGUGCCAGCCGCCGGGCCCGGGGCGCGGCCCGCCGCUGCCGCCGCCGCCGCUGCCGCCGGGGGCGGUCGGGCAGCCGUCGCCGCCGCCCGAGGCGGCGCCGUGCCGGGAGCAGCUGGAGCACUUGCCGCAGGAGGAGCUGCUGGGCGAGGUGGACCGCACCGAGUUCGAGCAGUACCUGCGCUUCGCCUGCAAGCCCGAGCUGGGGCUGUCGUUCGCGGGCCACGACGCUGCCGGGCUGCCGGCGCCCGAGGGCGCGGGGCCCGUCUCCUCGGCCGUGUCGGACGCCAGCAGCGCCGUCUACUACUGCGGCUACCCCGACGUGUGAGGGACUCGCUCGGGGGCGCGCCGCGGACUGGCAGGGAGGCGCCCGGCCCCGCUCCGCUCCUAUUUAUGUAAUUUAUUUGAAUCUUGAGAACUGACAGGGUGUCCGUGACCUGCUCGAGGUUUAAAAGGCGACGCGCGGUCUCGCUGUCUAUGUUGUCCAGGUCUUACCAUCGCUGUCCUACAGUGACGUGUAAAACUGUUCCUGCUGUGGAAUCGUGAUACUAGUUACACAUGUGGAAUACAAUUUCUGAGAUCUUAUUCAAGAUCCAUAUGCUUUUGUAAUGUUGUACAGAGUGCUGGUUUUUAUAUGUUGGAUUUGUACAGAAUAAUUUUGCACUUUUACAAAUAAAGGGGAAAUAAUAAAACUGG